UAGUUCAUCAAAUUAAGCUAACAAUGCAACAAACGCCGCAUUAUAAACUUUAUUUCUUCAAUGCGAUGGGAAGAGCCGAAAUAAUUCGCCUAAUUUUCGCUCAUUGUGCAGUACCAUAUGAAGAUAUUCGUCUAACCAAAGAUGAAUUUGAACAAAAGAAAGACACAUUUCCGUUUGGGCUAUUACCAGUUCUCGACGAAGAUGGGAAAAUUUUGUCGCAAUCUCAUGCAAUCGCUACUUAUUUGGCAGCUAAAUAUGGACUGAAUGGUGCAAAUGAUUGGGAAGCUGCAAAAAUUCAAGAAUUUUUCGGAGUUUUCGCAGAUUUGGCUAAUAAAGCAAUUCCUAUAUUUCGAAUGCCCGAUGGAUCCGAAAAGAGCCAGAAAAUGACAGAAUUUGCGAAGCACAAUUUAGCUCCACUUUUUAAACGCUUAUCAAAGAUUUUGCUUGAGAAUCAAAACACUUAUUUUGUUGGAAAACAGUUAACAGUGGCUGAUUUGAAUAUGCUUUGUAUAAUUGGGUUAUUCGGACAUAUGUUUCCUGAUACAAUCAAAGAACAUGAAAAUCUUAAACAAUUUCGUGAAAGAAUUAUGAAUUUGCCAAAUAUCAAAAAGUGGAUUGAAACUCGCCCAAUAACUGAGUAUUGA
Molecule: messenger RNA, 644 nt
Organism: Dracunculus medinensis (Guinea worm)
Lineage: Eukaryota; Metazoa; Nematoda; Chromadorea; Rhabditida; Dracunculidae
Source: the annotation of a GenBank genome assembly